This is a messenger RNA of Drosophila willistoni, 1884 nucleotides long. RefSeq lists its product as uncharacterized. NCBI's taxonomy places the organism in Eukaryota, Metazoa, Arthropoda, Insecta, Diptera, Drosophilidae. Bases 135 to 1700 code for a protein of 521 amino acids. The transcript has a single exon. The record is from RefSeq and is a predicted model, not a curated record.
UCUAAAUUAAAAUUUCACUAAAAUUUAAGCAAUAGACUUCAAAAAAUCGAAAUUUCUAAAUUUAACGUAAACUAUAUUUUAAUUUUUGAGGCCAGAAGGGUUGGAAGCUGGUUUUUAUUUUAAGAUAUUAGACCAUGAAUUCGACGAACAAGAGAGUCCAUCGGGUAAUGGUGGUCCUCACGGAUGCCACGCGUAAAGGCAUGACCACCAGCAGCUGCAGUGGUGAGGAUAAUCCUCACGAGACUGAAAUGAAGAUCCUGGACAGCAGAUCUUUGCUAUUGCGGAUACAAAACACAAAAGCAAACGCCCAUCGAACAGAAUUGGGAGCUGAUGGUGAGGGUAGAUGCGUAAGAGGAGGAAGAAAACUACCGCCAAAAAUAGGUGAAUCGCCCCGUUACUAUCGCCACAUGGAAUUCGAUUCCAUAGGCUAUGAAUACGAGCCACAAGUGCGUGGGGAAUUAUCCGAGUUGAUAGAGCAAACAUUUCGACAGCAAACUCAUGGAUGUCUCCUGCGUAUGACCCCACUGAGGACGCACAAUCUGAAUCUGCUGACGCGCCUUCUGGUCGCCGAGGUGGACAAGGCGAUGCUAGUUUUGCAUUGUCGCCUCAGAGCCAUCAAUGUGGAUUACUAUGAUGUGAGAAAGUUCGAUAUGGUCAAUAUGUUGAGUGAAGCAUCACCAAAUAAACGUCAUCUUCAUUUUAAACAUUGUGGUCGUUGCUUGCAAAGCACUCGAGAGUUAUUCCAGUGGCUUGUAACCGAAUAUAAUGUGCUAAGGACUCGUGGCAGCGGUGACGACUUUAUAGAUUUGCAAUAUAUUUUUCGAGAUGGCCAACAAAAGUUGCACAAGCUUCAUUUGACCAUUUUUCAGAUAUUUGGAUGCGAUGAACGCAUGGACAUAUCUGGCUUUUUUAAUGGUCUACCCAUGGGCAGAAAUAACCACGCCAGCCUCCUAACUGAUUGCAUUAAGGAGUCAUUUGAUUUUAAGAAACCCAUGCGGACAGUGAUUCUAUUUGAGUUGCCAUUGACUGUGGGCAAAGAAGCACCAAAAUGGAUGCGCAAAAUCCUCCGAUUAGCUGACACAGCUUACACAUCCAUAGCGACCAGUUAUAAGAAUGUUGGUGACUGUUCUAUUACACCAUUUCGAGUGUCAAGCAAAGGCAAUUUGAGUGCCAGUGGCAGUUUCAGUCUAAGCCCAUCUAGUUCCAGAAGUUUGGGUAGUAUUUCAAACUCCUUGCGGCGACGAGCAGCCAAAAUGUCCACAGAUGAUUAUAAUAGUCUUGUCUACUGGUAUGGACGCAUUGACUCCAAGUUCAAGGAACUUCAACUAAGCAUGGAAGAUCAUUUCAAGUCACUCUACAAUCAAAAGAGUUUACAAAUCUUUAGCAAUUUAAAAUGCAUGUCAAAUGACGUCAGCCAAGAAGACGAUUAUGACGAUGAAUCGGGGGGCGAUGCAACUGAACACCUGCCCAAUCAAAGUCAUAUCAUAACCGCAUCCCGUUAUCAAGAACUUCUUAAACAAUUUCGUCACUUGGAAAAUGAAGCUGCAAAAUCAUGUUUUGCCUCCACUCUCAUGGUCUAUAUGAGUACGAAAAACUAUGAAUUAAACGAAGCCAUGAAGGCACUCAAACAGAGGGAAAUUGAAAAGCUAAGACAAACACUCAUCAAGUAUAUUAAAAAUGAUCCGACUAUAUGUGCUUAAUUUCGGUCAUCAUAUUAUUGUAUAGUUGAAGCAGCCGAAAGGAAAUUCUCUUCCUGCACAACAACUAGACAAAGAUAUGAUUUCCGAAAAAAAAGGAUCAAAAGAAAUGUCUUGUCCCUCCUAUUUUAAUGAAAUACAAACAAUUUUGUUUUUUUUGUAGGGCAUUACAUUCAUAUAUAUAUAA